Coregonus clupeaformis (lake whitefish) is the source of this 3645-nucleotide messenger RNA. RefSeq names its product RNA-binding protein Musashi homolog 1-like. The record is from RefSeq and is a predicted model, not a curated record. Gene Ontology annotation, molecular function: RNA binding. The coding region runs from base 59 to 1111 and encodes 350 amino acids. NCBI's taxonomy places the organism in Eukaryota, Metazoa, Chordata, Actinopteri, Salmoniformes, Salmonidae. The transcript is spliced from 14 exons. Gene Ontology annotation, cellular component: cytoplasm.
CACCCGCGACUGAGUCUGCAACUCUCACUGCCUUUCCUCAACUCACAGUCGGGAACAGAUGAACGGAAUGGAUACAGAAGGGAGCCAAAGCAGCCUGUCCUCCGUGGACAACUCCCCCCACGAUCCCUGCAAAAUGUUCAUCGGGGGUCUCAGUUGGCAGACAACACAAGAGGGAUUGAAUGAAUACUUCUGUAAAUUCGGCGAGGUGAAGGAGUGUAUGGUGAUGCGAGAUCCAGUUACGAAGAGAUCGAGGGGAUUCGGGUUUGUAACAUACAUAGACCAGGCUGGUGUGGAUAAAGUUUUGGCGCAAAACAGACAUGAGCUGGAUUCUAAAACAAUUGAUCCCAAGGUGGCAUUUCCUCGUCGAGCCCAACCCAAGUUGGUGACCAGGACAAAGAAGAUCUUUGUGGGUGGCCUCUCAGUGAACACAACCAUCGAAGACGUCAAGCAGUACUUUGACCAGUUUGGAAAGGUUGAUGACGCCAUGCUCAUGUUCGACAAAACCACCAACAGACACAGAGGUUUCGGCUUUGUGACCUUCGAGAAUGAAGACAUGGUGGAGAAAGUGUGUGAGAUCCACUUCCACGAAAUCAACAACAAAAUGGUGGAGUGCAAGAAAGCCCAGCCCAAGGAAGUGAUGUCACCUACGGGUACGGCUCGAGGUCGUGCCAGGGUGAUGCCCUACGGCAUGGACGCCUUCAUGCUGGGGAUCGGCAUGCUGGGCUACCCAGGUUUCCAAGCAGCUACGUACGCUAGCCGUGGCUACCCUGGCAUCACGCCUGGAUACACCUACCAGUUCCCUGAAUUCCAUUUAGAGAGGACCACCCUUCUGACAUCAUCCCACCCCUCUGAGCUCACAGCCAUUCCACUGUCAGCCUAUGGACCAAUGGCAGCAGCAGCAGCUGCUAUGAGAGGUUCCACCCAGUCGCGUAACGCAGGCUACCUAGGCACCAGCAGCCCUGGGCCAAUGGCUGACCUGUAUGCGGCAGCCAGUCAGGACUCAGCACUCAGCAGCUAUCUCAGCGCAGCCAGUCCUGGCCCCAACUCAGGAUUCGGCCACAGUCUUGGGGGUCCUCUUAUCGCUACUGCCUUCACCAACGGUUACCACUGAGCAGAUUUAGCAAAUCACCGGGCACGGGAGGAGGUCCCUUCUGCUGAUGAGCCAAUCAAACUGCUGUGUGCCUACCCAUGGCACAAUCCGAUUGGCGGCCACAGGUCAAACCCCCCCACCCCCUGGCUCCUCCUGACUCCACCCACCGACUGAAGAUAUUUUUUUUCUUUUUUUCUUCUGUAUCCUGUUUUCCUGUACUAAUAUCACUCCCUCUUCUCAAUCCCUUGUUUCUCCUAUCCUUUACCUUCACAUAGGUUUAUUUCAUUAGAUUACAAUGCUGUUUCUUUUUUUAAAUAUUGCUCUGGCUGAAAAAUAAGUGAGAAAAUAAUGUUUGUCGGUUACGCUCAAGGCAAACACAGAUUCUGUCAGAUUUGUUUUGCUUUAUAUUUGAGUUUUUUUUAUUUAAUCGCAAUGUUUUGAUGUAUUGUCUGUUCCGUUGACCUCCCUUUAAUGUGUUACUGAGGUGAGAUGGAGGAGAAGAGAGGAGUAGAGAGAGAUGAACUGGUGUGUGGGAUGGGGUCUCCUUGUCAAAAGGGGUACCUAACCCAUGUAAACUGAGGAAGAACAAAGAAAUUAUGUAAUUUCCAUUUUUAACAAACGUGUCACAGGAAACAUGAAAAGAAAACUAAAAUGUAUAUUUUGAUAGUUUUUAAAACAAAACAUUUGUAAUAUUGUUAUUAAUAUUGAACGCGACGAUAAUAAUGAUAAUCGGUAAGGUAUUUUAUUCCGUAAUUGGUUUUGAAAGGAAUGUUUUAUUUUCUUCCUGUAAAAUAUUGUAUAUAGAGUUUGAGAGGAGGGUGGUGUUGGGGAGGAGGGAGGGUGGUGUAGGGGAGGAGGGAGGGGAUGUUGAACUUUGAUCGGCAGGCGGGGUUACUAUUAAUCGUUCGGCGCCAUUUUAACUGGAAGUCUGCUUGACUACUACAACAAACGUGUUGUACAGUGGCAGGUAAUUUUCUAUUUGAAAGUGGCUAUCCCCUCGGCAUCUGUUUGGUGUUUAGGCCAACAACAUGCAUUAGCAGGGUUGAAGACUAGAUGAUAUUUGUAAAUAAGACGGAAUGAUAAGACCCUUUUCAUUAGAAAUUGGUAACAACAAGAGAACACGCUGGAAUUCUCACACAGUUGAGUCCUUUCCCUUUCAUUUAGUUUCUUACUGUAAACAUGGAUUAACGGUAGUGUGUGCAUUCCAAAUCUGCAUGAGUUAUGCCAGUAACUGAUUUCUAUUGAAUUGGACCCCUUAAAGGCACAGUCUUACCAAGUGACAUAACCAUAGAAGUAUAAUUACUUGAAUGGGGAUUCCUGUUCUAGUCAUUUUAUUUCUAUGGACAUGACAUCCACGUAUCCCUGACAGAGAUAAGGAAAAACUGAAGUGAGGCCCUGAAGGUUUUUAAUUGGCUAUGGUGAGGGUGCAUGGUCGGGGUUAAGGGGGAUUGGGUGGUCUUUAAUACAACUUUUGGGGGGGGAAAGUAUAUAUAUUUUUGCUCUAUUUUCCUUCAUUAUGUUUUAUUUUGUUUCUUGUUUCUUUCUUGCUGUUCUAUGUACGGUCAUAUGGACCGUAGAAACAAAUGAAGGACAUAUUUAACAAAGCAAUUGACUCUUAAAAAACGGUUACAUCAUGGUUGUAUUUGUCAUCUGAUGACCUUAGAAGGUGAUUGUGUCAUUAUGUGUGAACGUGUAUUUGUUUGUGUGUGAUGUGUGCGCGCACAAUAGUGAGGUGAAGUAUGGAACUAGCUAGAUUCUAAAAAAUCUUUUGACUGCCAUUUUGGUACUGAAAUGUUUGGCUGGUUCCAUUUUGGUCUACACCACGUAUCCUAUGUGUCCUUUCAGAUCUAGGGACUAGGGGCUAGGUAAACCGAAAUGGAACGCAGCCUCUGUCCCAAUCCGUACAUAAAAGAGGUAUACACAGACCAGUAGCUGGAAUGGAGGAGGAGAUGAUAGUGGAAUUGUCCCCUCUCUUUUCACAGAGCUAUUUCAAUUUCAAAUUAAAAUUAAAAAUGAUGUUCCACAAAGUCUUCCACUAAACAUGAACAAGAAUCUCCCAUUUUAUACUGGCUAGUACUGCCCUUCUCGGACUGGCUGGGGCACAACACAAAACUACUGCUGGACACGAACACUGUAACUUUUUAACUUACAAAAAGCAAUAAGUUAUUUUUUAUCUUAGGAAUAAUAAUACUGCUAUUAAUGGCAAUAUGAGUAUAGCAUUUACUUUUUUUCAGAACAAAAGGAAAUUCUAUUUUUCUCUUGACCGAUUUCGUUCCCGGUGUACAAUAAUGAUUCAGUGAUUUUUAAGAUGCUGGUGUUUUUUGUUUGUUUAUGUUGAUGCUUUCUUCAGGGUCGGAAAAGGGGCAAGGUCUUGGUUGUUAAAGCUCCAACUCCAAGGUCUUGGUUGUUAAAGCUCCAACUCCAAUGUCUUGACCAACACUGUAACUAAACUUUUAUUUGGACUGUUCCCCACCUGCUCAUAUUGUAUUUCUUUUUUUUUCUCCUCUGGAAAUGUCCAUUUUAAAAUUCCUAAUAAAUUAUUUUAAAGCAUUCCA